Coniosporium apollinis CBS 100218 is the source of this 2625-nucleotide messenger RNA. RefSeq lists its product as uncharacterized. Bases 1 to 2625 code for a protein of 874 amino acids. The transcript is spliced from 4 exons. The record is from RefSeq and is a predicted model, not a curated record. Gene Ontology annotation, molecular function: DNA binding; DNA-binding transcription factor activity, RNA polymerase II-specific; zinc ion binding. Gene Ontology annotation, biological process: regulation of DNA-templated transcription; DNA-templated transcription. NCBI's taxonomy places the organism in Eukaryota, Fungi, Ascomycota, Dothideomycetes.
AUGGAUCUCGCCUUGAUGAGCAGUCCGGGCCAGAUCAAGCCGUCCAGUGUAGACAGCGACGACCUGUCACCACAGAAGCCGGCCAAAGCGCGCGCAAGGAACAGGAAGAAGGAGGGCAGUGAUGAUGGCAACAAGAGGAGAUGCGCGCAAGAGCAAGGUCAGAACACCACAGCUGUUACGUUAUGUACAAACUUUCAAAUCUGGCGACUAAACCAGCGUAUCCUACAGUGUGACGGCAACCUCCCUGAAUGCGCCGCCUGCGCUUCAGUCUACAACACAGCGUGCGUGUACGACCCCAAUUCGGACCACCGCCGCAAAGGCGUCUACAAGAAGGAUAUCGACAACCUCAAGACGCGCAACUCAACGCUACAAACAUUGAUACAAGCUAUACUGAACUACCCGGAAGAUGAGGUACCAGCACUUAUCAAGCAGAUACGGACAUGUGAGAGCCUAGACACCGUGGCUGAAGCCAUCCUGGCUAAGGAGGCUGGGAUUAGCGGAGAUGACGAUGACGAUAUGCCAUUGCUCAGCAUCGAGACUCCGUCGGGCCAGCCAACUUUCGAGACUCAACUCUCUGGGAAGAUGGGACGACUACGGCUAGAGGAUGGAUCCGUAAGAUACAUCGGGGGCACAUCGAACCUGAUCCACCUGGGAGCUGGCUCGGACCACGAAGACAUGGCUUCGGAAGCGGAGCAGUAUCAGCAGCAGGACAAUCCGAUUACGACCUGGACGAACGUGACAUCAGAUUCGACUCUGAUCAUGCAUUUGAUAAACAUGUACUUCACCUGGCACUACACGUAUUUCACCACCGUCUCCAAAAGCCUCUUCUACCGAGACUUCUUGCUCGGGAGGCCACCGCCGAACACCCGCAGGAAAACAGAGUAUUGCACGCCUUUGCUGGUCAACGCUAUGCUCGCUUUGGGUUGCCACUUUACUUCAUGGCCUGCGGCACGUGCUGAUCCAGAGGUCUCCGCCACGGCCGGGGAUCAUUUCUUCCGGGAGGCCAAGAGGUUGCUCAUGGAAAACGACGAACACGAGAAGCCGAGAUUAACUACCGUCCAAGCGUUAGCCUUGAUGUCUGUCCGAGAAGCGGGCUGUGGCCGCGAGGCCAAAGGCUGGGUCUACAGCGGGAUGAGCUUUCGGAUGGCUUGUGAUCUGGGUCUUAAUCUGGAUUCUGGCGUUCUGUCCUCCAGUAGAGAUACCAAUCUUGACGAGGCUGGCGAGGAUGCGCGGAGGAUCACAUUCUGGGGCUGUUUUUUGUUCGAUAAAUGCUGGUCGAACUACCUUGGGCGCCUUCCGCAACUGCCGACAUCUAUAAUCACCGUCCCGAAGUUUGACGUCUUCCCGGUCGAAGAGUCGGACACCUGGUCUGCCUACACGGAUUCUGGAAUUAGCCAGGCCAACUCUCAGGCAUCACGAACGCGUGCCAUUGCACUUCAGAUUUCCGCGCUUUGCGAGAUUAGCAAUGAUCUCAUGACGUCAUUUUAUAAUCCAAUUGACAUGGACAAGCCGAAAGGGAAGAGCGCGGAGCUGAAGAAGCUCUCCGAACUCCACCAGCGCUUAGAAGGCUGGCGCAGGGAUUUACCAAAAGAGUUCGAGCCGAAAGAGGGCGGCUUACCAAACAUGCUGGUGAUGCAUAUGUUCUUCCAAUUGCUCUUCAUCCACCUUUUCCGCCCAUUUCUUAAAUACAACCAAACGACCUCCCCUCUGCCCGCCAAUGUUUCGCCCCGCAAGCUCUGUACUCAAGCCGCAGCCAUGAUCUCGAAAUUACUACGACUGUACAAGCGAUCCCACGGCCUGCGGCAGGUCUGUAAUAUUGCAGUCUACAUAGCACACUCAGCAUGCACUAUCCACCUGCUCAACCUGCCCGACAAGAACGCCCGACGAGACAUCAUCCACGGCGUCAAACACCUCGAAGAGAUUGCCGAAGGUUGGCUCUGCGCUCGGCGGACCCUUAGUAUCCUCAGCGUCCUGGCGCGAAAAUGGAACAUUGAACUUCCAGAAGAGGCAGCUGCGGUGCUAGCACGGACCGAAGCAAAGUUCGGCUCCUACCAAAGCGAUGCUUCCACGCCAAAGUCAGCGAUCGUCCAGGCUCAAGCUCCCGAGCAGCCGCAGCAACAGCAGGUCCCAAUGUCUGUGACAUCGUACCCGCAGCAGAUGCACGCAACUACGGUGGGCUACCCUGUCGUCGGCGGCGCUGCCCCCGCUACUGCCGGCCCGCGUCGCGUCGGUGACAACAGACCGCUCCCUCCACCGCCGCAGACAUCCUCCGAAUUUCAGUUCCCUCGUGCGCAAAGACACCCGCCAACGAAUGCCAGCACGCCCUCUAGUCGGGGCCAACCACGCAUGUCACUCGAUUCCACAGCCACGACUACAGCGGCGAGCAUGUCGCCAUCUGAGCUCUUUGGUGGAAUCGAUCAGCUCCUCCGAGAAGGCCAGGAUUGGUGGCUCAGGGAUCAGUCGCAGCUGGCCAUGGGCUUUGACAAUUGGAACAUGGCUGAAGCAGGGGAUAUGUCGUGGAUCAAUGGUAAUGGAACGGCGGGGAGUGCGGCCAACUUUGUGCUCAACGGGGUCUAUGGGUAUGGUGCUGUCAACGGCUAUAACGAGGAGGAAUGGUACCAAUAA